Messenger RNA from Acipenser ruthenus (sterlet), 6212 nucleotides. Its product is annotated as potassium voltage-gated channel subfamily H member 4-like. Lineage: Eukaryota; Metazoa; Chordata; Actinopteri; Acipenseriformes; Acipenseridae. Gene Ontology annotation, cellular component: membrane. Gene Ontology annotation, molecular function: voltage-gated potassium channel activity. Bases 373 to 4230 code for a protein of 1285 amino acids. Gene Ontology annotation, biological process: regulation of membrane potential; potassium ion transmembrane transport. The transcript is spliced from 16 exons. The record is from RefSeq and is a predicted model, not a curated record.
AUGGCACCGGCUUUAACAAAUGAAAGAAAAAGAGGCAGUCUACAUGCAACUCAGGCAGAGGAAGCAAACAGCACGAAUCUUUACCUUGACAGAAGUUACAAAACUAAACCAAAGUGGGGGGGUUGGAGGUCAUCAAGACUGGACCUCCCCUCAGUUCAUCUACUUCUCAGAAAAGCAAGUGUAAUUGAUUUUCAAAACAAACACACGCUACAGUAAGAAUGUGAGGAGGGUGAAACAGGGCUGGGGUGGCUUUCUGUUUCUUCAAGAUAUUCAUCUUCCAGCUCUUUCGUUCCAAAGCCCUGCAGCUUAUUGUCUGAGAUCGGAUGGAAUAAUUUGCGAGGGAUUUACUCAUUCUUCUUCAACUAGAAGAAAAUGCCUGUAAUGAAAGGCUUGUUAGCGCCCCAGAAUACUUUUUUGGACACUAUAGCAACCCGCUUUGAUGGGACGCACAGUAACUUUCUGCUGGCUAACGGCCAGGUGCACCGCGGCUUCCCCAUCGUGUACUGCUCAGAUGGCUUCUGUGACCUCACGGGGUUUGUGCGCACGGAGGUCAUGCAGAAGAACUGCAUCUGCCGCUUCCUGUACGGGCCGGAGACCAGCGAACUCGUCUCCCAGAUGAUCGAGAAGGCUCUGGAGGGGCGGCAGGAGUACCAGGCUGAGGUGCGUUUCUACAAGAAGAACGGGGCUCCCUUCUGGUGCUUGCUUGAUAUCAUUCCCAUUAAAAAUGAGAAGGGAGAAGUGGUCCUCUUCCUGUUUUCCUUCAAAGACAUCACAGAGAGCCGAGGGAAACCCAGCCACAGCGGCAGAAAGGACGAAGAGAAACGCAGGAGUAAAAAAAAUGGAAAUUCACAUUUGACGGCAGCGCGGAGGAGAGGCAGAACGGUCUUGUAUCACCUGACCAGUCAGUUCACAAACAAGAACAAGAGCGAGGUCAAACUGAACAACGCAGUGUUUGAGAACAAGCCCUCCAUCCCAGAGUACAAAGUGGCGGCCGUGCAGAAGUCCCGCUUCAUCCUUCUCCACUACAGCAUCUUCAAAGCGCUGUGGGACUGGCUGAUCCUGCUGGCCACCUUCUACGUUGCGGUCACCGUGCCCUACAACGUCUGCUUCACUGCCUACGAUGACUGCGACGCGGCCUCCCGGAGCACCAUCGUCACCGACAUCGCUGUGGAAAUGCUCUUCAUCCUCGAUAUAAUUCUGAACUUCCGCACAACCUACGUGAGUCAGUCCGGUCAAGUGGUCUAUGACUCUCGAUCCAUCUGUAUCCACUACGCGGCCACGUGGUUUUUCGUGGAUCUCAUAGCCGCCUUGCCCUUCGACCUUCUUUACGCUUUUAACAUCACUGUGACCACCCUGGUUCACCUGCUGAAGACGGUUCGUUUGCUCCGUCUCCUGAGGCUGCUUCAGAAGCUGGACCGCUACUCCCAGUACAGUGCCAUGGUGCUCACCCUGCUCAUGUCCAUGUUCGCCCUACUGGCUCAUUGGAUGGCCUGCAUCUGGUACGUGAUUGGACGAAAGGAGAUGGAGAACCAUGACCCAGCCACCUGGGAGAUUGGUUGGCUACAUGAACUGGGGAAGCGUCUCGAAUCUCCCUACACCAACAACUCGCUGAUGGGCGGCCCGUCCAUUCGGAGCGCGUACAUUGCCUCCCUCUACUUCACCCUCAGCAGUCUCACCAGCGUGGGCUUCGGUAACGUCUGUGCAAACACAGACGCAGAGAAGAUCUUCUCCAUCUGCACCAUGCUCAUAGGAGCUCUGAUGCACGCUGUGGUCUUUGGGAACGUGACCGCGAUCAUCCAGCGAAUGUACUCCCGUCGCUCGCUGUAUCACACGCGCAUGAAGGACCUGAAAGACUUCAUCAGGGUCCAUCGUCUGCCACAGCAGCUCAAACAGAGGAUGCUGGAGUACUUCCAGACCACCUGGUCCGUCAACAACGGCAUUGACGCCAAUGAGCUCUUGCAUGACUUCCCAGAUGAGCUGCGCGCAGACAUCGCCAUGCACCUGAACAAAGACAUCCUGCAGCUGCCUCUGUUUGAGUCGGCGAGUCGAGGCUGCCUGCGCUCCCUCUCCCUGCACAUUAAGACCUCCUUCUGCGCUCCCGGGGAGUACCUCAUCCGGCAAGGUGACGCUCUGCAGGCCAGCUACUUCGUGUGCUCUGGCUCUCUGGAAGUACUCAAGGACAACAUGGUCUUGGCCAUUCUCGGCAAAGGUGAUCUGAUUGGCGCGGAUCUGCCCUGUAAGGAGCAGGUGAUCAAGACCAACGCAGACGUCAAGGCGCUCACCUACUGCGACCUGCAGUACAUCAGCGUGCGGGCGCUGAGAGAGGUGCUGGAGCUGUACCCUGAGUAUGCCAGCAAGUUCACCAGAGACAUCCAUCACAACCUGACCUACAACCUGCGGGAGGGCAGCGAGGCUGAGGGCCUGUCACGAUUCUGCAGAUCUCCAAGACUUUCCCAGCCUCGAAUGGACAGCAGCGUCGCCCCUGAUAAGAAGCUGCCGUUGAUCGUGGAGGACGGUGAUGAGCAUGAGGAGUCCUUCCACCUCUCUCCGGCCACCAGGACCCGCAGAAAGCUGACUCUGCCCAGCCUGAACAGCCCAGUGCGGCGCGGCUCUCUGGGGAACCUGCUAGGGGACGAGCUGCGGCAGUUCUCAGCGCUGCGCCGCACCUGCAGGUCUCCAGUGAGGGGAAACAGGGGGAGGAGCCCGUCCCCCCAGUACACGAAGGAAGAGCGAGAGAGUCUGAACAACGAGGCCGUCUGCAACGGCCGCAGACCCACCAAGCUUCUGAUCCCUUCGCUGAACUGUUUUGGCCCGCCGGACCUCAGCCCCAGGGUGGUUGAUGGAAUCGAAGACAAUGGACAGACAUCAGAGAUGCAUGCCUUUCACUUUAAUGUUGAUCAGCAUGGGUCGAAAGACAACUCAGGCAGCUUUGUCAAAGAUGCAAACCAGGUAAACGCUGCCUUACUGGUGGAGACGGAGGAAGUGAGGCAAAGCAUCUGCAAGCUCAGCCAGGAGAUGAGCAGUCUGAACCAAGAGGUUUCUCAGCUCACCAAAGAGCUUCACCACAUGAUGCAUCUCCUCCAAGCCCAGCUCACUGUCCAGCACUACACCUCCAGCCUCCCCUCCUACCCAUAUGGCGUUCAGAUGGUCCACUCCCCUCCCACCAACAACAGCAGCGGAGGUGCCAGUGAGUGGCAGCAAAGAGUCUCUUACACAGUGCCACCUGGGCUGCACGUGCAGCACGACCCUCCCAAUCUAGACCCAGUGAGCCAAGGCAGUGGAGGCCCAUGGAAUUACAGCAGCACACCUGCUGCUGCAAACCACGGCCGAGGAUCUACCAUGGGGGGCCAGCAGUUGAAAGAGAUGGACAACUUCCAUCCAGUGGUGGACCAUUUCCACGCCCCGUCCAGCCCCAGGGCUAACUAUUACCACACUCCGUGCUUCGGAGCUACUGGGAGAACCAUCAACCCAAAAGUCGAGCUGAAGCAGAACGCAUGCCAGCCCAUUGGAAGUUCUCCAAACUCUCCUUUCACGGCAUCACAAGUACGGCCCUGUUCAUCUUUAUUGAGCCCCAUUCCCACAUUUUCCAGUUUUGCUUCUCCUCCUCCUCCUCCAGUUUAUAGCAGCUCUUCUUCUGACAGCGGACAGACUCUGUCCUCUUCUAUAAGCCUCAGUAAAUCCCACCCCACCUUGUGUCAGCAGGCAUGCGCCAGUACUGAGCACCUUUACUCCAAAUCGAGCAACCCAACAGUGGCGCAUUCAACGCUGGUCACCCCGAACUGUGCUCAUUAUUAUGCUUCAGGAUCUUUGAAUCACUUGUACGCCAACGCGAAGCAAGAGCAAUUCCCAUGUAUCUCCCUAAACCUGAGGCAAAAUGAUUUGGUUGGCUCCAGCCCCACGCACUCACUGACCUGCAUCGUUGACACCGAUCUUUCGGAAGACCUACCACCCAGUCCGUCUGUCUCAGGCACUUGUUCAGCCGGAAGGAAGCCCUCUUCCUCUUCUCAGGAUUCUUUUGAAAGCUCUGGCCAGCUUCUUUUGGGUACGGCCAGUCCAGACCAUCUGGGCAUAGAACCUCUGGUGAUCAAACCGGAUUCUGCAGACAGACUGCUUAUGUUAAACCCACCAGACUUGAUUGAGGACAGCGAGGUGUCACAAUCCAGGAGAUCCAGCACAGCAACCCAAACCAUGGAUGCUGAAGUCUUCUGGAGUCUAGAGAUGAUGGAUUGAGUUACACUGGUAUUAGUAUUCAUAGAGAAACUUUUAUAAACUCAAUGGACCAGAAUGUGCAACUCUUUCUGAAAACCAAUACCUUAACCAGUUUUGUACAUCUGCUUUUUUUUCCACCUUUACUCUUAAACAAAAUCAUAGAGUUUAUGCCUGUACCUUGUUCUUGCAUCUUUUAUACGACAGUUGUGGGGCUAAAUUCAUUGUUUGAAAUGCAUGGAAAGAUUAUUUUUUAUUCUUGAAAUGAGUUUUCAAGUAACAGCAAAAGCACAAUGAACCUUGAUUAUUAUUUUUUUUCUUUGUACAGAACAUGUUAUGGAUGUGAGCCUUUGCAUGAUAGAGGCAUUUUUACAGAUAAACUCGGCUUCUUUAUUAAUAUCAAGUCAGAGCACUGUCGUAUAGAUAAUCGUGAUGCUCUACAGAAAAUUCACAAAUUUGUGUACUGGUGUUGGGCUUGAGAAUCCUGCAGAUUCCAUGGAUUUCUUCAAGAAUGCAUUGGAAUUCAUGAAGGAGUAAGCAGCUACAAAAAAAAGGCAAAUGUAAAAUAAGAAAUGUAAAUAUCAAUACGAAUAUCUGUGUACUUCUGGAAAAGGGGCUUGUAUGUAAAGUGCUCUCGUCCGUGCAAUUUUUUAACACAAUCACAUAUUAGUUUACUUUCACACGUGGGGCAGCUUUUAGAUUGUUCCUACAUUGAGUUCAGAUGCAUUUACAUUAGAGAUCAUAUGACAUAGAAAUGUAUCAGUGCAACAGGAGACAUAUUUCGAAGGAUGAAAUUUAGAACCAUUCCCCCAUUAAUGAGAUUAUUAUUAUUAUUAUUACCUAUUAUUAUUAUUAUUAUUAUUAUUAUUAUUAUUAUUACCUAUUAUUAUUAUUAUUAUUAGAUUACCAAUAUAACAUGAGUCACUUCAGUCUAAUGUGGUAAAUGACAGGCACUGCUAAUAAAACAGUGCAUAUUAUAGCCACAAUACUUUUUAAUUUUUUUUAUUUUACAUUUAUAGAAAUAGGUGCACACUGUAAAAAAAAAAAAAUAAAUAAAUAAAAAAAAAGGAAAUUCUGUCCUUUUCAAUUAUGUAGGUCCUGGCAAAUAAUGAAUUAUUUCAGCAGUAUUAUGCCUUAGUUACCAAGUUGCAUGUAAACACUUGUGGUCUGCCUUUAGAUAACCCAGUGACUGCAUUUAGGCAGACAGACAAUAUUCUAAUAUAGAUUUCAAAUGAAGGAUGGGCAGUUUUGCUUCAGGUUAAGAUAUCUGCAUACUUUAAAUGACUGUACAAAUUAUGUAUACUCUUGCAUAUAUAUAUAUAUAAAAUUUGUUUUCAUUUUUCUACACUGUUUUUGUUCCUCUAUUCAACUCUAUCUAUAGUACCAUUAAAGUGAAUGUAGUGUUUCAAAUUCUGCAAUUAAAAUGUUUUAACACCCCUGCAGUUGCAAUGCAGAGUAGGUUGCUAUAGAAACUAACAAUAAUAACUGGUGAACCGAACCCUGGUCCUGGAGAGCCCCCAUCCUGCAAAUCUUAUGUAAUUAAUGGCUAAGGAUUUGGAACACCUGUUAAUCUUGACUAAUUAAGCCACUGAUUGGUUCAAUUAAGUAACUGAGCAUUAUUUGAAAAAAUAUUAGUAACGUGCAUGGUAGUAGAUGGUCUAUUAGCUGGACUGUGUGAUUCUACCUGGUAGCAGUAUCUAUUCUACCAUGAUCUACUUAUUGCAUGUAAGGUGGUAUUAAUCACAAUGCAACCACAGGGUUAUCGCACAGGCAUGUGUGCAGUUAUUGUGUAACUGCUUCUAUUUACAUCGUGUGGAUCUGCAAAUAAAUCUUUGUAAGCUAGACAUUGUUUGUAAUCAUCGGGAUUGCAAGUGUUGUAAUUAAUGCCACACAAUUGCCAUGUAAAAAAAAAUACUAUUGCAACUAUUGUGCUGUAUAUUCUGUUUUGUUCUGCUGCUAUCAAGCAAAAAGGAAACUUCCUGUCCUCUUGCAUGCAUAUAUAUAUA